AUGGCGGAGUCGACGCCGAACCCAACAGUAAGCUUAGCAACACGAUUGAAGGUAGAAGGCAAUGCCUCAGAAUGCUGGGGAUCUCUGUUUCAACUCCAAGCAUGUAGCAGCGAAAUCAUCACAUUCUUUCUUAAUGGAAAGAUUCACUUAAGUCCCAAAUGUUGUCACUCAAUCGAUAUCAUCCAGCAUAAGUGUUGGCCAACAUUACUCAGCUCAUUGGGAUACACAGUAGAAGAAGGCAACAUUCUAGAGGUCUAUUGUGACACUACUGGUAGCAAACCUCCAACUCCACCCUCACCUCCACUGCCACCAUCCAUGGAGCCUGAAGGUCUUGCUCCUUGA
Molecule: messenger RNA, 342 nt
Organism: Cucurbita pepo subsp. pepo (vegetable marrow)
Lineage: Eukaryota; Viridiplantae; Streptophyta; Magnoliopsida; Cucurbitales; Cucurbitaceae
Source: RefSeq, a predicted model, not a curated record